GUAUCCAGACCCAGAGAGAUAGCUAGGGAGUUGUCACACACCUGGUCCACGGGAACGAACGACGGCAAGGUGCCAAUGGGGAAGAGGAAGCGGAUCGGGGAACCGAGAAAGACGACGCGGCUGCUGACCCAGGAGGAGGUACAAUCGCACAGAGUCUUCAUGGAGGAAGAAAUCGGUGACCCCGAGAGGUAUCUCCGCUUCCUCCCAAAGGACGACGCAGAGCAAAUCCGUCAGGUCACGAAGGAGAUCGACAUCAAGAAGCUGAAGCUAAACACAGCCAAGCUCCUGCACAAGUACGACACCAAUGGCUACGCCGAAGUCCCCCUAGUCCCUGCCAUCACCAUUGAAGAACCUGGCCAUGUGUCGGAGGCGAGGGUCACCCGCCUCCGGCAGUUCAUGGAGCACAAAUUCUGUCUAAUCCCUAAGAGUUCGUCCUUGUUUUCAGAGUCUCAAGCUUUCACUGCUGAAGAGCCUGGCCGGGUGUCCGAGAGUCUCAAGCCCAGGUGAUGAGAAACUUCAAUCGCGUUUUCUCCAAGGCGGAAGUGGAGUUGAAGGCUCACGUUGCAAAUGCUCUCAAGGAGUAUGACGCCAAGGGCUACCUCGAGUGCACCGUCGAUGGUAAGAUCAAGGUGUCUCUGCCUCGCGUAGAUUAGUAAUCGAGACCGCUAAAAAUCAGUCAACUGAGAUUUAACCAAGUCUCAGUUGACCAUGCAACAUUUUAUGUCAUCGUUUACAACAUUUUUUCUACCUGUUGCAAUAUCUGUCUUGUUGGUUGUAGCAUGUCCUUCCUCAUCGGUUGUAGCACGUCAUCUCAUCGGUUGCAACAUCUUUUAUUGACCGGUUGUAGCAUUUCAGUUAGAACGGUUGUAGCAUUUAUUAUUUUUGCUUACAAUAUCGUUUUGUAGCAUCCAUUCGUGCCGCUUGUAGCAUCCAUUCGUGCCGCUUGUAGCAAAAAAAACACGCUGACAUCAGUCGACUGAGUUCUAGACACCUGUUCUUCGUUGGACACUUGUCGAACUAUAUAUACUAGUAGAUUUUUUUACGAGAGAAACCUCCGAUCUAUUCAUAUUCAAUCGUGGCAGUACAAUAAACACAAGAAAUAAUGAAAAUUACAUCCAGAUCCGUCGUCCAUCUAGCGACGAUUACAAGCACCGAAGCAAGCCGAAGGCACGUCGCCGUCAUCGUCCCUCCUUCGCCGGAGCCGGGCAAAACUUCUUGUAGUAGAAGUCGGGAAGUCGGCGUGCUAAGGCCCCAUAGGACCAGCGCAGCAAAACAACAACCGUCGUCGAUAGCGUAGAUCCAAGCAAAUCCACCAAGGACAGAUUCAUAUAUAUGACAUAAACUUGGUAUUAUUAAAGUACAUUUCAAAAUGGAACUAAUGAUACUAAUUUAAUGCCAUAAAUGUUAUUACUUUUCCCUAUAAAACUGAUCAAAAAUUUAAAAGUUUGAAUUAAUACAAAAGCUAUAAGUACACUUAUUCGCGGACGGAGAGAGUAUGUUACUAGUGUGAUGCGUAUGUCACUAGUCAUAUAAUGCAAAGUGCCAUAGAAGUAGUAUUAUAUAUAGU
This is a messenger RNA of Triticum aestivum (bread wheat), 1567 nucleotides long. RefSeq lists its product as uncharacterized. The record is from RefSeq and is a predicted model, not a curated record. Lineage: Eukaryota; Viridiplantae; Streptophyta; Magnoliopsida; Poales; Poaceae. The transcript is spliced from 2 exons. The coding region runs from base 76 to 507 and encodes 143 amino acids.